This is a messenger RNA of Melitaea cinxia (Glanville fritillary), 1146 nucleotides long. RefSeq lists its product as uncharacterized. NCBI's taxonomy places the organism in Eukaryota, Metazoa, Arthropoda, Insecta, Lepidoptera, Nymphalidae. The record is from RefSeq and is a predicted model, not a curated record. The coding region runs from base 11 to 988 and encodes 325 amino acids. The transcript has 2 exons.
GUUAGUAGCGAUGCGCGCACGCGCUGCCAUUCUCAUUCUCUCGGCCUGGCCAUGUAUUAUUCAAGCGAUAAACCCGCGUUCGAGUCACGAAACAAGUUCAAAUUUUGCGGAUACAAGUGAUAAUGCAGUUCGCCAAAUUUCUACGUGCAUAAAAAAUUUAGGUGUAACGAAAUGUAUCGGGGCUUACGGUGACUGGCGUGCAGAACGAGCUCUCGGGGGCGAAGUGCAUCGGAGAAAUGGACGCAGUGACAAGUUUCCGUGGCAAAUGUAUAGAAACAUUUCCAAUGAUGAAAUUUAUAUAAAACUCUGUGAUAAUACCGAAAGGCUUCUUGAACGUAGAUCGCUUAAAUUGGACCUUAGUCAAAGCUAUAGCUUGGAACUUGGAAGCAAAGGAAAUGGAUCUUUAAGCGUCGAUAUCCUAAAAUGUGACGAUGAAGAUUCAGGAAGGAGCAGUACGAAGAAACUUCAAAAACAAUUCUACAACAUAAUGCCAUUAUUACUAUUACCAGGUCUUAUAAUGUCCGCCGUCUUGCCGUUUAUCUUGCCUUCCUUAAAAAUGAUGACCCUAGCCGCUGGUAUGUUAAACAACAUGGCUCUCACGGGCGCAGUUUUUACACUUCUUAGAAAUAAUGCAUUCAACGAUAAUUAUCGAAAGAAAAUCAUUUACGUGAACGAUGGUUACAUUAAUGAUAAAUAUGAACCGCUUGCCGAUACGCCACCUGAGGUUAUUGUUGAUGGAGGUUUUAAUACUAAAUUUAAUGAUUUCGAAACUCAUGAUGUUAAAGACUACCACUUCUUUGAAAAUCAACUACCUUUUGAUAACGAUUAUAGAUUAAAUUCGGAAUGGUUGAAAGGUGUAACUCAAGAAAAAGUGAAAAAUGUUAAAAUUAUACCAGAAAAAUUCAGGACGAAUGAAUGGAGAAAACAAGAUGAUAUAAUUAAGGAUCUCAAAGAAACCAAUGUAAAUCUGAACAAAAGUAACCUUUAGUCAUUUGUUAGAAGUUGUUACGUUUAGUUUAAUGUUUAUUUAUUUAUUAUUAAUUUAAAAAUAAAAGAAUUUUUUUAAUAAUCGAUUAUUUAUUUUAAAUAAUUUAGUGAUAAUAAGAAAACCUUAUUGUAAAAACUAUAUUAAAAAGUUAUUCUCCU